CGUCGUCGCCGUCGCCGUCGCCGUCGCCGUUGCCGUUGUCGUUGUUGACUGCCAUUAUUUUAGGCUAUUCCGUGGUCGUUGUUGUUGUUGCCGUUGUUGCUGUUGUUGUUACUGCUGCUGCUGCUACUUUGCGUUGCACGUUGCUCGCCCCAUAGCCGCGCCCCCUUGUCGACCAGUUCGCAAACGUGCCGCGAACGCGUGUGUCUCCUAGCCCAGCCUGGCCUAGCCUAUCUCUCUGCUCGCCCAUGUAUGUGAAUGUGUGUGUGCGUGUGUGUUGAAGGCAGCAGCAUGGCCCGCAAAGACAGCGCAAAAAAACGUUGCAUACUGGCGGACGCACCGAAUAAUGAUUUUUGCGUGUGUCGAAAUGAAAUGCGGAAUGCUAAUUGAAAAUCAGCUGGAAAAUCCCGAAUUUGAAUUCAUUAAAAAGUGACGAAGUGACUGAAACAGAAACAGAAACAGCACGAGGCGGAAAAAGGAAAAGAAACAGAAAAGAAUCGAACUGGAGAGCAAAAAUAUGAAGGCAGCCAAAACGAAAUCGACGCUAAAAUACAAAUCUGACAUUGGCAGGAGCACGCAGCACACGCACACAUACACACGCUCGCACACACACACUGACACUCACGCUCACACACACAUGCAGAGGCGACAACAGCCUGCGUCCUAUGCCCAACAUUUUGGCCGAUGAAUGAACUGACAUAAAACUUGACGAGCAUAAUACACACUCACACUCACACUCAUACAUACACACACACACACACACACUCGCGCAACAUUUAAAAGCAUAUAAAAAGGCAAUUUUCGUAGAUUUUUGCGUGCCCUUGUCAAAGUAAGAGAAAUCGAAAUAGAAACUUCCUAGUUGAAACGUGCCGCGCAUUUGCCACAUGAAAAAGCAGCAGCAGCUGCAAAUCAAAUAAAAUAUAACAAAUAAAAUACAAUACAAAAAUCCAAUCCAGCAAAAAAAAAAAACACCAAACAAAGGCGCAGGCAACGGCCACGCAUAGGACUAAUAAAGCAAACGUUUGAGCAGAGGCGAGCCAGUCGUGGACGCGAUAGAACGGCGCCGCAGGCAUCAAAUUUUGUACGCCCAGGCCACGCAACGGUGAUGUGGGACACAUCCCGCAACGGGCAAUGCAACAACCCCAACGUUAUAUACCGUCUGUAUCUGAUCUAUAUGGCACGGACGAGAUAGAACUGCUGCUGGACGAGAUACGUGAGCUGGAGCUGGAGCCGGUCUGCUGUCAGCUGGACGAUGAGCAGGACUUUGAAAUAGCUGGCAGCAGAGCCGGCGAGCUCUCGCUCUCACUCGAAUCGCCGCUGGGCACGUGCACCUCCUGGGACUCGCACGCCAACUACAAACAGCAACAACAAACGCCGCUGCCAUGGGGCGUCGCCCUACACUGUGAUCCGCAACACUUGAAAACGCCUACAGGGAUUGUGCGCAUACUACUGGUGUUAUCCUCGGCCGUCUGCCUUGCCUGCGAGUGCUCCGCGGGCACCGUACAGGUGGGCCUCUUUCUACUGCCACUCAUCGGGCGCCUCAGGCUGAUGGUCUUCUGUGCGCUCUUCUCGCUACUCAUCACAUGCCUCAUGAUCUUUCUCGAUAUAUCGCACAUAGCGCUAAUGUUCCCAUUCAACUGGACGAAGGUGAACACGUGGAUGUACCUGAGCAUUGGUUUAAUAUUUAUUUUGAGCUCCACUCUGCUCGUCCACAUGGUGCUCUAUGCGACCGAGUACACCUGGGUAUCCAAGCACUCCAAGGACACGUUACUAGCCACAGGCCUAAUUGGCUACAUUUGCGCCUUGGAGGCGCUCCUCUUGUCGGGCAUCGCCUCCUGGCCCUGGUCGCAGUAUCGCCAGGUGCCCGACGAUGCCAGCGAACUAUUUAUCGAAGAUCGCGAAAUGACGCCGAUGAGCCCCAUCAACAGCACCGAUCUCCAGCUACAGCCAGACACUGGCCACAAUCUGACGCCCUAUCAGCACAGCAGCCAGACCAAUGGCAAUGCAACGGCGCCCGAUGCAUACAACCAACAACAACAACAAUCGUCCUAUAAUCAAAAGCCUUAUAUACCUGCCAAACGACCCAAUGAGCUUAAUCAGCGUCCGACAUUGGGUCACACACAAACCGCACGGAUAAAACCGAAUCAGCGUUAUCGCGAGGGCUAUCACUACCAGCCGGUUGCCACGUCCACGUCCCGCCAGAGUCCCACGUUCGUUGUGGGAGAUGAUCUGGGUGCCGGUCCAUCCACAUCCCGUUCCAAUGAUAAUUCUAGUGCGUGAUAGUUUUUAUUCCUCAACGACAAGAGCAACAACAAAUUUAUAUAACAAACACUUUGUCCACAACAAUAAUGUUGAGGUUGCAUUUUGGUCAAUGUAAAACAAACAAAACAAAAGA
Molecule: messenger RNA, 2392 nt
Organism: Drosophila mojavensis
Lineage: Eukaryota; Metazoa; Arthropoda; Insecta; Diptera; Drosophilidae
Exons: 6
Coding region: 1129-2277 (382 amino acids)
Source: RefSeq, a predicted model, not a curated record